ACUGUAGGUGAGCCAGGAUGUUAGAUGUGUGUAUUUGUGAUGCAGGUGGAUAGCUACAUCUGCCACAUGUGUGGCCGUGGAGACGGGGACGAGUACAUGCUGCUCUGUGAUGGUUGUGACGACGCCUUCCAUACCUACUGUCUGAUCCCACCCCUACAAGAGGUCCCUAAAGGGGAUUGGCGAUGUCCUCGGUGCAUUCAACAGGUGUGCGGUAAACCACAGGGUCCCUAUGGGUUUGAACAGGCAAAGAGAGAGUACAGUCUGCAGUCCUUUGGAGAGAUGGCAGAUCAGUUCAAAUCCAACUACUUCAGUAUGCCAGUUCAUAUGGUCAGCUGCGAGGCAGUGGAGAAGGAGUUCUGGCGCCUGGUAAACUGUAUUGAGGAAGAUGUGUGUGUACAGUAUGGUGCUGAUAUCCACGCGGCCGACAUGGGCAGUGGCUUCCCCACCAAGGACAAUAAAGACAUGUUCCCUGAAGACGAGGAAUACAUUAAUUCUGGUUGGAACCUGAACAAUCUACCUGUUCUAGAACAGUCAGUUCUCUGCCACAUCAAUGCUGACAUCUCUGGAAUGAAGAUUCCCUGGUGUUAUGUUGGGAUGUGCUUCUCCAGCUUCUGUUGGCACAAUGAGGACCACUGGAGCUACUCUAUCAAUUAUCUCCACUGGGGUGAGCCUAAGACAUGGUAUGGGGUUCCGGGCGAGUGUGCCGACCAGUUCGAGGAUGCCAUGAAAGCCAAUGCUCCCGAGCUGUUUGAGCAUUCACCAGAUCUGUUGCAUCAAUUGACCACCAUUAUGAACCCAAAUAUACUCAUGGACAUGGGUGUCCCGAUUGUUAGAACCAACCAGCAUGCGGGAGAAUUCAUUGUUACCUUCCCACGGGCCUAUCACGCUGGAUUCAACCAAGGCUACAACUUUGCGGAGGCAGUCAACUUCUGUCCAGCUGACUGGCUACCCAUUGGUAGGGCCUGUAUUGACCACUACAGAAGCUUGAAUCGCCAGUGUGUCUUCUCCCAUGAGGAGUUGGUGUGUAAGAUGGCUGCUGAUCCUGACAACCUUGACCUCAAGGUCGCUGCUUGUACCCACCAUGAUUUACUGGGAAUCGUUGAGAAGGAGAAACAGCUACGCAAGAAGCUUCUAGACAGAGGUACCAUGGAGGCUGAGCGUGAGGCAUUUGAGUUAUUACCUGAUGAUGAGCGGCAAUGUGACUCAUGUAAAACAACCUGUUUCCUGUCCGGAGUCACCUGCCCUUGUAGUCCUAACAAGCUGGUGUGUAUUCAUCAUGUGGAGAUGCUGUGCGAUUGUGACCCGUCACGUCACUGCCUCCGCUACAGGUACACACUGGACGAGCUCCCAGCCAUGCUGUACAAACUCAAGGUUCGCGCAGAGUCCUUUGACAACUGGACUAGCAAAGUGGGCGAGGCAUUGGAAGCCGCAGGGGAUGAUCGACUGGGUGAGUUGACAUUAUUGAAGCAAGUCUUGUCAAUGAAAUCUGUGUUAUUUUGCAAUAUAGAUGUUGUAAGUUGAAU
Mizuhopecten yessoensis (Yesso scallop) is the source of this 1523-nucleotide messenger RNA. RefSeq names its product lysine-specific demethylase 5C-like. NCBI's taxonomy places the organism in Eukaryota, Metazoa, Mollusca, Bivalvia, Pectinida, Pectinidae. The transcript is spliced from 10 exons. The coding region runs from base 25 to 1521 and encodes 498 amino acids. The record is from RefSeq and is a predicted model, not a curated record. Gene Ontology annotation, cellular component: nucleus. Gene Ontology annotation, biological process: chromatin remodeling. Gene Ontology annotation, molecular function: histone demethylase activity.